Nanorana parkeri is the source of this 3020-nucleotide messenger RNA. RefSeq names its product potassium voltage-gated channel subfamily D member 2 (gene KCND2). Bases 24 to 1901 code for a protein of 625 amino acids. Gene Ontology annotation, cellular component: membrane; voltage-gated potassium channel complex. The transcript is spliced from 6 exons. The record is from RefSeq and is a predicted model, not a curated record. NCBI's taxonomy places the organism in Eukaryota, Metazoa, Chordata, Amphibia, Anura, Dicroglossidae. Gene Ontology annotation, molecular function: A-type (transient outward) potassium channel activity; protein binding; voltage-gated monoatomic ion channel activity involved in regulation of postsynaptic membrane potential. Gene Ontology annotation, biological process: protein homooligomerization; potassium ion transmembrane transport.
GACUGCAAGGGACAAGAGCAAAUAUGGCUGCAGGGGUAGCAGCAUGGCUGCCUUUUGCACGGGCUGCUGCUAUUGGCUGGAUGCCAGUGGCGUCGGCACCGAUGCCCCCUGCGCCCAGAGGUGAGAGAAAGAGGUCUCAGGACACCUUGAUUGUGCUAAACGUAAGCGGUUCCCGCUUUCAGACGUGGCGUAACACCCUGGAGCGUUACCCGGAUACGCUGCUUGGCAGCACGGAACGAGAUUUUUUCUUUAACCAGGACACUGGAGAAUAUUUCUUCGAUAGAGACCCGGACAUUUUCCGCAACAUUCUCAACUUUUACCGCACAGGUCGCCUUCACUACCCGCGCAAUGAGUGCAUCGCGGCGUAUGAUGAAGAGCUGGCUUUCUUUGGCAUUAUCCCAGAAAUUAUUGGUGACUGUUGUUAUGAGGAGUACAAAGACCGCCGAAGGGAGAAUGCAGAAAGACUACUGGAUGAUGCUGAUACGGAGAACGCAUCAGAAGGACCACUGCCCGCCAUGUCAAUUCGCCAGCAGAUGUGGCGCGCUUUUGAAAAUCCACAUACAAGUACAAUGGCCUUGGUGUUUUACUAUGUGACUGGUUUCUUCAUUGCUGUCUCUGUCUUUGCCAAUGUAUUGGAGACGGUUCCAUGUGGUAUAAUGCCAGGCUCCAUGCGCGAGUUGCCGUGUGGUGAACGUUAUGUUAUGGCCUUCUUCUGUCUGGAUACAGCUUGCGUCAUGAUAUUUACCGUGGAAUACCUGUUACGCUUGGCGGCUGCCCCCAGUCGCUACCGGUUCGUACGAAGUGUGAUGAGUAUUAUUGAUGUAGUAGCAAUCAUGCCAUACUACAUAGCCCUUGUGAUGACAAACAACGAGGACGUAAGUGGUGCGUUUGUUACGCUAAGAGUGUUCCGUGUGUUUCGGAUCUUUAAAUUUUCCCGCCACUCACAGGGUCUACGGAUCUUGGGCUAUACCCUUAAGAGCUGUGCUUCAGAGCUGGGCUUUCUGCUAUUCUCCCUCACUAUGGCUAUCAUCAUCUUUGCCACAGUAAUGUUCUAUGCUGAAAAGGGUUCUAUGAACAGCAAAUUCACUAGUAUACCCGCUGCCUUCUGGUACACUAUCGUCACCAUGACAACAUUGGGGUAUGGUGAUAUGGUUCCAAAGACAAUAGCUGGGAAGAUUUUUGGCUCCAUAUGUUCUCUAAGUGGUGUUUUAGUCAUUGCAUUACCAGUUCCUGUAAUAGUUUCCAACUUCAGCCGAAUAUACCAUCAGAAUCAACGAUCGGAUAAACGCAAAGCGCAAAAGAAAUCAAGGCUUGCAAGGAUUCGGGUGGCAAAGAGUGGAAGUGCUAAUGCGUAUUUACAAAGCAAACGCAAUGGUAUACUAAAUGAGGGCACACGUGAAGAUCCAAACAAAACUGGGUCUACAUUUGCAACACAGCAUCACCACCUGCUUCAUUGUCUGGAGAAGACCACGAAUCAUGAAUUUGUGGAUGACCAAACCUAUGACGAUAACGGCAUGGAAGUAUCUACUAUAAAUAAACCAAGGAAUCACAGUCCCUCUAUGUUGUCACAUCGUGAUGGAGGUAGCUUUUGCUGUACUAGACGGAAUAAAAAGAAUCUGUGCAUUCCAAAUGCUAAUAUGACAACAUGCAGCCACCAUGGAAGCCUUCAAGAGCUCAGCGCUAUUCAGAUCCAGCAUAUGGAAAGAACUCCCUUGACCAACAGCCGUUCCAGUUUAAAUGCCAAAGUGGAAGAAACCAUUAAGCUAAACUGUGAGCAUCCAUAUGUUACUACAGCAGUAAUAAGUAUCCCAUCGCUGCCAGUGACAACCCCAGCGCAAGAUGGUAGAUCAGAGUCUCCCGACUACUCACAAAGGAACAUUGUAAGAGUGUCAGCACUAUAAGACCUACUCAAAGAGGAUUGUUUUAAAGAAAUAGAUGAACACAAAAGCUGCAGUCAGCCCAGAAAAAAAUGAAAAGAGUGAAAGCUUCCCAAGAUUUUCAAACAGUAAAUUAUUUGCAUACUAAUAGGACAAGACAAACACAUUUGAAUAAUGCAAUGGGACCGAAUAACAGAUCUUCCAACUGAGUAUCCGUGUGACUACAUACAUGAGCACAAUGAAAGAUUGCCCAUUGAAGUUUUCCUUUUAUUCCCCUUUCCUUUCCAAAAAUGCAACAUUUUUAUAUAAAAGAAUAAAAAAAAGCCUAAAGGAAACUUUUCUGGAGUGUUAAAAACAGCAUUAUGGCAAUGGAAACAUUGUAAUUAUGUUUUCCCUAGAGGGAACAUUGAACGUUCCAUAGGAGUAAUGGUUAUGAAAGAACAUGCAAAGCAAGUAUAUUUGUACUUAUUUAAAUGACAUCAGUAAUGCAUGCAGCUAUUCUUUAGAACAGGGAUUUUGGUAAUUGAGACUGUUUCGACCAAACAUUAUUUUAGAAAAAGAGCCUUUCAGUGCAUUCACAACAACUGGAUGAAUAAUGUUUACAGUUACAAAACAAAGACAAAACAAGCGUUUUGGGAAAAGAACAGUAUUUAUACAUCAGUUGCAUUAUGUGUUGUAAAUAUCUAUAUAUUUUUUUUGAUGAUGAUGUUGUUUUAUUGUUAGUUUACCUUGUUUUGCAACAGCUGCAAUAACUGUGUGUUUGCUACAUCAGAAGUCUGUAUUUAUUUUCUAAUUCUUAACAUUUAGGCGUCAAAGGUAUGUUUUGACACUGGGAAAUAAUAUCUGUGCAUACAGAUUGAUAUUUCUUCUGUUAUUUUGUGUUUAUUGAAACUGAAAACAUGCAUUUGAGCAAGGGAAAUAGCUAUAUUAGCUCAGUGGUAUUUUUUCUACCUGAAAGAUUUUUAAAGAACCCUGAGUCUGGAAAUUGCAUGAUAACUGAUUGUAAUUAGUCUUGAAUGCUUGCAACGUUAUGCUUAUUAUUUUGUAGUGCUGGUGGUGUCAAUAUUGAUGUUUAACAUUAAAGUAAAAACAUACUGUAUAUUUGGGAUAAAGUCAUUGUAAGAGAAGAAGCCCCAACCUAAC